CCAUGGCUAUUGAGCGUAUUAUGACCAAAGGAUGCACGGUCUUGGACCGGCCUGGCACCGCGUGGCUUCGGAAAGACGACGUUCCUGACCAUGCUGCGUGAGUUUCCUGUCGGCAGAAUCAGUCGGUACCAAAAGAAAAACGCCUCCAUGUCUUCAAAGGACUAUGAACUAUUUCACCGGAACCAGCCGUUUGUCCACGAGCAUUUCGCAAGGUAUCCCGUGUUUUACAUGGAUUUUAAAACUGUGGAGGUGAACAGCCCCGACGAGGCCUUCUACACUAUAGCGUCAAAGAUUAUCGAGAUCUCUCGCCCUUACAUAUCGCUACUCAAGACUCAUCUCAGCGAUAAAAGGCUGUGGAACGACAAGGGGCAGUUUUAUUCGGUAGAUGAGAAGGUUUCCCUCAUCAACAGUACCCUGGAAAAGUAUGAUGGCCUGUAUGACUUUGCGCGCCCGUAUGCCAAAAUGGAAACCCGUCAGUUUUUGCCACAGCUCAUGUCUGUUCUCAGCAAAUAUCCAGGUGGAGCCAACUCGGUUAUCAUCAUCGACAACUACGAUACGCCCGGCUACCAUGCGAUUACCAAGCUUGUUGGAUACAGCAAUGGUAUUGCUGACACGCUUAUGCGGGACCAGAUAUUGCACGAAUUUUCUGCAUUCUACAAUGAGCUAUUCAAGAACAACAGCUAUUUGAAGAUUGGCGUCCUGGCUGGUGUAUAUAACAUCCCGCUCUACCACAAGAGGCCUGGCAGAAGUGAUUACAAAGUAUUCCAACCUCACCACGGGGUUGGUUCUUCCUCAGACUCUUCUAACCCCUUUGAUGCUGCAUUUGGUCUAUCCGAAACCGAAGCGUGGGAUCUCAUAUGCGACCAUGUCGAGCGACAUAGCGCCCGCUCCACUCCAGCCUUUAAGCUUCAAUUCAAAAAGGACCUGAUGUCGUACAUAUUCAAAACCGUCAACCACAACACCUACGGGACCAAGCAGUACUGCUUCAACACGCGCUCAGUAAUUCGCUUCAUCGAGGCCAUUGAAGGAUACGAACACGCUGGCCCAGAUCCAGGGCUCGAUUUUGGACCACCAGAUUCCGCUGCGCGAAACUUUAGAUACCAACUCGCUGCAUAUAGUCGAGCCCCAGAGAUUCCGACAGCUAAUUGAGGGGCCAAUCCUCGAGUACAUGACCCGCCGUCUAUAUCAUUUCGGCAGCCUGUCAACCGCAGGCACGCUGGAGACAGAGAUCCAGUCUGAGGGCAUAUCGAUGCUCAGUCAGAGUGCCUUCACCAGUGUACCGUUCAUGAUAGAUGGCGACGCACUCACCAGCCUGGUGCACAUGUGCCUAUCCGUCGACCAAAGCCGCAUAUGGGAAUGUAGCGCUGCUGGACUGUGCCUAGAAUCGGCGUUCAGCCAGCUAUAC
Molecule: messenger RNA, 1405 nt
Organism: Linderina pennispora
Lineage: Eukaryota; Fungi; Kickxellomycota; Kickxellomycetes; Kickxellales; Kickxellaceae
Exons: 3
Coding region: 91-1149 (352 amino acids)
Source: RefSeq, a predicted model, not a curated record